Striga asiatica is the source of this 771-nucleotide messenger RNA. Lineage: Eukaryota; Viridiplantae; Streptophyta; Magnoliopsida; Lamiales; Orobanchaceae. The record is from the annotation of a GenBank genome assembly.
AUGCCGACGACGUCGUCGUUACAUUCGCCCGCCGAUUUGGGAGCUGCGCGUCGACGCGUGAGGCUCACCGAUCGAGUGGUGAGCGGCGGGACGGCCGGACUACCUACAUCCACCGACAGCGAGAAGGUUGUGCUGCUCGUUCACGAUGGCUUCCGAUGGGUGUUUGACUUGAAACACCGGCGGCUUUCAGGUAGAGGUCGAAUCUCAAUAUCGCGAGGGUCGAUUACGGCUUCUGGCUACGGUUUAGGGUUGUGGAACGUGGUUUUAAAGCUCUACAGACAAGCUCUCAGAAAUUCACGUAGAGCACCGGGAUUUGUGUUUAGGCCUAUCCCAUACCUUUCAGUUUCAGCUGCUGAAUUUGGUGCUAGGUUGUUGGGAGUUUUUGGGAAUGGCAUGACAUGCGGCAACCAAAGCUUGUGGAAGAAAUGGUUAAACAUCGAAAAUUUCAUGAUGUGGAAAUCCCCGAUCCCGGAGAACCGCAACUUUGAAAUAAUAUUCGGCAGCCCGUCGUCUUGUGAUCCCGAGAUCACUGUCGACUUUAGCAUGCAUACGGUCAUUCCGCAAACAGAACCAAAGCCCUUAAUCAAGCACUCCAAAAAGAGGAAAACGACCAACACCAACAAAUUCCGGUCCAAAACUUGGACAAGGCCAUCAAGCGCAGAAAAAAAUAGUGUUUCCAUUAACAAGAAGACGGGGUUCAAGAAAAAGGAUGGUGCUAUUGUUGCCAAUCAAAAGCACGAUGAGGACAAACCGAGGCCCCGCAGGCACUGA